Messenger RNA from Nezara viridula (southern green stink bug), 1285 nucleotides. Lineage: Eukaryota; Metazoa; Arthropoda; Insecta; Hemiptera; Pentatomidae. The record is from the annotation of a GenBank genome assembly.
AUUAGAAGGAGCCCAUUAUGGAAACUGAUUGCAGAAUUUGAAUUAUUAGAUUGUGAUAACUGAUUUAUUUGAGUAUUGAUGAUGUAACCAUUAAGAUGGAUGUGAAACAAGAAGUUAAUAAUUUAUCAUAUGGUUCUGGUAUAGAAGAAGGAACUCUUAAAUUGGAAAUAAAACAAGAAGUUGAUAACUGGACUCCUGUGUUAAGUGGUAUUGAAGAUGUAGGCAUUAAGAUUGAGAUUAAACAAGAAAUAGAUGAAUUUUCUGUAUUGUCUUGUUUCAAUGAACAGGAAAGUGUUGUAGACAGUUCGAUGCUGACAGCUAGCAAAGGUAGUCAAGUUUCUUGUUACCACUGCAGUUUGAGUUUUAGCAAGAUUAAUGAUCUCAGAUUCCAUAUUAAGCAUAAACACCUUAAAAACUUGCAAAAACAUUACAUUAACAAGCAAGUUCAAUUGAAAAUAAAACAAUGCAAAGAAAAAUAUCAGUGUGUACUUUGUGACUACAGAACUUCCAUUCAGUGCAACUUGACUAGACACCAAUUAGCACUACAUUCAUUUUAUAAAGCUCAUCAGUGUAGUCACUGUGACUAUAAAACUGGUCGCAGCGACUUACUGAAAAUACAUAACACUAGGCACCACACAGACAGCAGACCAUUCCAGUGCCUUUACUGCGAUUUUAGAACUGUUGAAGCUCGUAACUUGAAAAGACAUAUUAAUAAUAAACACAAACAAGUAAAAAAUAUAAAAUGCAAGACAAGGUCUACCGUAAAGAAUUUUGAAUGCUUAUUAUGUGAUUACAAGGCGUCAUACAUAUCUGAUGUAAAUAGGCACAUGAGUUCUAAGCAUGGUGAAAAACAAUACCAAUGUUCAUUGUGCAACUACAAAACUGGUUACAAUAUUAAUUUAAAAAGGCAUUUAACUGCAUGUCAUUCAAAAGACCGUCCAUACAAAUGCAAAUGGUGUCAUUUUAAAACUGCUAUAUCUAGUCACUUAAAAAGACACUUGAGGGGAAAAAAACAUAAAGCACAGUUUGACUGAUCCAUACUUUAAUGGAUUUUAUUUAAUGUUGUGCCUUAAAUAGAGUAUAUUUUAUAAAACUAAAUUGUUUCCUAAAACAGAAGUUUAUUGGGAAACAGAAAUUUUAAGUUACCAGAUGUAUAGAUACCAUAUUGGAAGAUAUUAGUACUUUUUCAUACGAGAUAAAAACAUUACUGUAAAUUAUUUGAGUACCAAAACAAUUUAUUUAUUUUUAUUUUUAGUUCUAACUCAAAUAAACUAUUGUUUUCUUA